AAAGGACUUUCGCUGAUUUUGCUGAUGGCAUAUCAAAAGCUUUCCAGAGAGCACACACACUACUGGAUAUUCCAAGAAGUCUUGUUCUUCUUUAUUGACUAUCCCAAGCAACUCUCGUAUACCUAUCAAAUGCAACCUUCUCACAGCGUCGGAGUGCCAUUUCCAAAGUAUUCCUACAAAGUAUGUUUCGCUUCACUAGUGUACGCCAAUCCAGCACAUGGAUGCGAACCUUUGAAAAAUAGGCUUGGACCAAAUCAAGUCGUCUUGUUAGAAAGAGGUGAAUGUGCUUUCGUGGAGAAAGUGAUCAAUGCGGAGAAUGCUGGAGCCUUGAUUGCUCUCAUCACGGACUCCCACUCAGCUUGGUUACCAUGUGGAUCUGAUCAAUGGUGUUGA
Messenger RNA from Angiostrongylus costaricensis, 393 nucleotides. The record is from the annotation of a GenBank genome assembly. Lineage: Eukaryota; Metazoa; Nematoda; Chromadorea; Rhabditida; Metastrongylidae.